Messenger RNA from Spodoptera exigua (beet armyworm), 3268 nucleotides. Lineage: Eukaryota; Metazoa; Arthropoda; Insecta; Lepidoptera; Noctuidae. The record is from the annotation of a GenBank genome assembly.
AUCGGUUAUCAGGCGAAGUACGGACGCGCGCGCGCGCAAACCAACAGUUGAUGUUCGCGCGUCGAAAGGAAGACACAUCCGCUAGCCGCCUAGCGCCCUUGUGACUUGUGAUCGAUACACAUCGCGUGGUGAUAAUAAACUUACAAAAAGCCGGUGAAUUUUAUUAAAAGGGGGGCAGUGACGAAUGUCAAGGUAGACAACACAAAAACAAACAAACAUGAUAUUUUCGACGAGGUUACAGUUGCUGAUAUGCCUGGUGGUGUACGCGUCCAGCGCACACGCAAUCAUGGUGAAGUUUGGCACUAAAGAUGGUCCCAUUGUACCUCCAACGCCGGAGCCUACUCCUGCCCCACAGCCGUACCGUAAACCUGCGCCUGUGUGGGAGGAACGCUCCAAUGACACGCCCGACCCUAACGCUCAAUGGCGACCACCCUUCUUCGUGCCUCAGCCGAGAUACACUAACGUCAUCUUCAACUCCCCUCCACCACCGCAGCAGUUGAACAAUGCGCAACGAUUUGUCAACGCUUACAUUCCUCUCAAAGCGGUGCAGCAACACCAGAGAGGACAAGUUCAUCAAUCAAACCCACCAGCUAUUCUUGGAAGUCAGAGCUUACCAGGCAUUGGUCUCCGGUACUUCUUCCCAGCUUACGUUCAAGAACAAAACCCAGCAAAACAAGAAGAUGCUAAAUUCAAUCAGAUAGAAGGCGCUCAUGAGCCCGGAACGGUGGGUGUGGACUCUGCUCACGAUUUCCAGUGGAAAUACGAGAAGGACGCCACGAGGCGGAAUGUUAGGAAUUCUCUGGAAAGUACAGUAAGAGCACCAGUCUACCAAUGGCCAGUUUACGUUCCCCCGCGGCAUCACUAACGUUACUAAGUUCUUAGCAACAUGUCAGCCAUGUUGUUAUACGAACGCCGUAGUAACUGUGAUGUUUAAAUUUAGUAUUAGUUUAAGAAAAAAGUGCCAGAUGUAUCUACGUUUAUACAAUACUAAAAUGAUUGGUGGCUGUGUGGCAGCCCUACUUGGUCAAAAGGUCUGGAGAUUUCUUUUUAUAUUUAUAAAUGUUAAAUUAUAAUUAUUUUCAGACAGCGCGGUAUUUUAUUACACUAUGUAUAUAGUUUAAGAGUUACAAUGAAAUAAUAUAAGGGCCGCUAUGGUAUUUAUUACAGUGUAACUUCCUGGUUGAAUUGACACUACAAUAGUGCAAUCAAUAAUGAAUGGCAUUGUUAUUUUUUGUUCAAUUCUAUUAACAGAAUAUUCAGCAUUAUAAUAUUAAGUUGAUGAAAAAUAAUAAUAAACAAUAAACAAUUUGGUUUGGGCCGUAGGUAAAUUUUGUGAAAUUUUAUGAUUUUAUGAAGCAGUAAAAUAUAAAAUUGUUUAUAUUUGUGUACAACUGCUGUAAACGCUUGAUGGAACUGAUAAAAGCAGAAAAUUCAAAGGACUAUUUUAGCACUUAUCAUCCACUUACACAGAAUUUUAGUUGCAAGACCACCAUAGGCCAUUUUUUAUCAUUCAACCUUCACAAGUUUUAUUUACGUAUCAAAUUGCAGGUUUUCACAAAUAUUCGAAUACUUAGGUCCACAAUGUAAGGCGCUGAUAUUAUUGGCAUUGUCGAAAAUGGAAUAAUAGUAAAAUUAACAGGAAUUGCUUAAGGUUUGGUUCCUUAAGUAAUUUCUGCAUUCGUAGAGUCUUACUUUAUAAGUGGAGAUUUUUAUGAUAAAAAAUAAGUAGGUGAAUGGGAAUCCUUAGAGCGUAAAUUAAAACAAUUAUCAUUACAAAAAUAUUCCUAUUAAAGUUAUUUAUGUUUAUCAUGGGUCAUUUAACUGAAAUAAUUUUAUAAAAUAAAAAUAUGAAGUUAUUUUUGGCUUACAUUUAUUUUAUUUACAUUUUUUUUACAUUAAAAUAUUCUCCACUUUGAAUUUAGGAUUUUUUGCAUAUUAUUUCAAUUUUGGUAAAACCAAUAAGAUUUUUAACGAAGACCUUAUUUUGCUUACAACACAAUCUUUUGAUCAUUUAUUAAUUGUUGUAUAUUAAUUCAUAUUAUCAUUAAUAAGCACUAAUUUCCUAUCGCGUGGACCUUCUUUGGUUCGUAAAUUAAACUUUUUAAGGUUUCAUGAUAAGAUCUGGCCUGUUUAGGUCUUGUAACAUAGAUUCAAAAGUCUUUGGAGUCUUCUGCUGAAGACAGUCUGUUGUUUAUUUCGAUACAAAAAGUAUAAUUGAUUCUUUUGUGUCAAAAUAAAUAACUUAUUAUUGUUACAAAAGUACGGGCCCAAGAAAUACAUAUAUGUUUAUUUUAUUAUUUUAGUUUAUGUGGAAUAUUAGACAAAUAAUGUUACUUAAAUUAAUUAAAUUUUCAUAGUUAUAAACCAUAACAGCCCUUAUUGUAUUUUAUAAUAAAUUCGAGAAUUACCGUGCCUUUUAAUGUUGAAAUAGUAUAUUAAUUUUUAUACAUGUAAUUACUAUUUUGUAGUUCGAAAUUAUUUAACAUUUUAAACUAUUAAAGUACAUUAAAGGGAAGACUACCUUCAAUCCUUAUAUUCAUAAAAAUAACUAAGUAUUCUUUCCUUCCCUUAUUUUGUUAACUUUUGUCCGAAAAAAAAACUUCAAAUUCUAAACGUUUGCCCUUCAUACAUACAUUACCGCCAUGAUUUUAUACGAAAAACAUCCAGUUCCUUUUUAAAUAAAUUUAAAUUGUAUUGUUAUCUGCCAAGGUCAUACCUAUUCGUAUAUAAGUUAAAUGAUAUACAUCUAAGAAUUAUAUUGCCAUUACGUAAAAUUGUAUUCUUCCGCGCUGACAUAUUUUUCUCGGUCGCUAUUAUGUCGAAGAAUAAAGAGUAUGAAAUAAUGUUGUCGUCUAAUGACCAGACGCGUCGAAAAUAAAUACAAAAUUAGUUUUUAAAAAUACCAGCGUGACUAUUAACUCCAGAGAGUGUGACGGAAGUUCUUUGUUCAUUUUCGUGAAUCGCUAUUUGGGUACUGUCUAUUGCUAAGAUACGUAAUUGUUCACUUCUUCCCUCUCGAACUUUCAUAAGUCCAUUAAAUAAGUUCAACUUCAAUUUAAAAAAAUCAUCCGAUAAAGAUCUUUCAAAGAGCAUUACCUAUUGUUAUACAAUUUUAAACCUAUUUUACGUAAAAUGAAAGUCUACUUUCGUUUCGUUUUGUUAUUUCCUUUUAACGAAUUAAGUUAUAUACUGUAUUGUUUUUAAAUAUGUAUUACUUAGCUGUAAUUAUGCUUGUAAAUAUGUAAAAUAAAGAGAUAUAUAAACAUUU